Molecule: messenger RNA, 1119 nt
Organism: Trypanosoma cruzi
Lineage: Eukaryota; Euglenozoa; Kinetoplastea; Trypanosomatida; Trypanosomatidae
Exons: 1
Coding region: 1-1119 (372 amino acids)
Molecular function (GO): protein binding
Source: RefSeq, a predicted model, not a curated record
AUGCAGGACGAGGCGGUACGGGCGGCGCUGGAGAGCGGCGUGUGGCGCGAGAAGAAGGACCCGAAAUCCGGCAAGACGUACUACGUCAAUGUUCAGACACGUGUCUCUGUUUGGAACCUUGCGAAGGAGCUUGCCAGGUUGCAGCAACAGCAGAAAUCCACGGAGGAGAUGGAGUUGAGGAAGCAGAAGAAACUGCAGAGCCUAGCCGAAGAGCGGCAGGCGCAGGCGAAAAAGUGGCAGGAGGAGGAGGAGACGCUGAUGCAACGCAUGGCUGAGCUGGAGCGGGAGAAGGCAAGGCUCGAGAGCGAGAUCACAAUCCUGCAGGGGCCGACAGAGGUGGAAGCAGCGUCUUUGCAGGAGGAGCAAAGCCGGCUACUUGAUGCGAAGCAGAGCCUUGAGUUGAUUGUAUCGGAAGAACUGCGAAAGCGGAGGGAAAGUGCGGCGGAGUUGCAGCAGCUUCAGGCCCGUCUGGAGGCAUUGCGACAGGAGCGACAGGAGGAGCUGGGAAUGUUUGAGUCGCUGAGGAAACGCCUGGAGCAGCUUCGUCAGGAACAUGCAGAGGCACUGGGGGAUUUGCAGCGCGAGGAGGCGGUUGAGGAGUCGUUGCGGGAGGAACUUCAGCGUGAGGAGCGUCAAUUAGAGGACGCCUUGCAUGAGGAAGUGCGUCUCAAGGAGCUCCUGAAGAUGCGGGAGGAUGAAGUAGACCACAUGAAGGCGGAGUUAAAGGCUGUUUGCCAGCGUAAAGCGGAGCUGCAGCAGCAACACCAGCGACUUGUGGAGGAAGUGGCCGAGAGUGCGAUGGGUGCAGCUGAAGACACGCUGCAGGAGCCACCGUCAUCGUCAUCUCUGCUGCUUUCGCACCUGCAGCGUGAGGUGGCGAACCGAAAGAAGAGCCUGCGGCAUUUAAUGCAGCAGCAACGGCUUGCGAAGGAGGCGGAGUGGAUGGAGGCGGAGAGCGCCGAGUUGAGACGCUUUACGGCCCUGGCAGAGCGCGAGGCCCAACGACUAGCGCAGUUUUCACGGGAGUUGAGCGAUCAAGUGCGGGCGGUAACACCGUUGUUGGAGGCAGUCAAACAUGACGUGCAGCAGCUGGAGGAGGAAAUGGAGGAGUUGAGAUAG